Messenger RNA from Penicillium arizonense, 2367 nucleotides. Its product is annotated as ZZ type zinc finger domain protein. The record is from RefSeq and is a predicted model, not a curated record. The transcript has 2 exons. Lineage: Eukaryota; Fungi; Ascomycota; Eurotiomycetes; Eurotiales; Aspergillaceae. Bases 1 to 2367 code for a protein of 788 amino acids. Gene Ontology annotation, molecular function: zinc ion binding.
AUGGCUACUCCAUCCUCUCCUUCUCAUCCAGGGCCGGAUCAUAUGGUCACGGUCAAGGUGCUCUACAACGAUAGCAACCGUCGCUUCAAGCUCCCUCUGAAGGAGCUCAAGGCUCAGGUGUUCCCUCAAAUGCUCCGAAGCCUCCUCGGCGUUCCGGCGGAUGUCAACGUCAUCCUUGAACGCUAUUCAGACAGCGCCGGUUCCUAUAUUCGCCUGGACUGUGACAACGUCGCAGUCUACAAACAGCUCUAUCGGGCUGCCAAGGCCAAAUCCAAGCUCCGAAUUAAAGUUUCAAAGGUCACUGUCCCCAGUCCCACCGUCACAGAGCCCGAGAUGCCCUCGGAGCCCUCGGCACCGGCCGAAGAGCCCUCUGUACCGGAGCAGCCUCGAUACAGUUUCCUGGAGACUGUUCUGAGCCCGGCCGAUCUUCAGGCUCGCUCCCAGAACCCCGCUCUCAUCGACUCAACCCCAAUUCCAAAGUCGCUUCCCAUUGGCCAGCCUCGUUUCCGCAACUUCGAGUUGGACCAGGAGAAGCACCACUUCCCUCUCAUCUCUCACAACUCCGUCAAUGGUAUGUUCUGCAUCGACUGCAACAACUGUGGUCGCUCCAUUGCAAACGAGCACUAUCACUGCAGUAUUUGUGAGAACGGAGACUAUGACAUGUGCCCACGAUGUGUCGAAGACGGAUCAUCUUGCGGCGGCGAUGGUCACUGGCUGAUUAAGAGAUUCGUUCAAGAUGGUGUCGUUACGAACAGCACCACCGAGACGAUUCCUCCUCGCAACCAGUUUCCUGUUAAGUCUGAGGUGAUCACCAAGCCUCAUGUCCCUGUGAAGGCUGAGCUUGUCCAGGUCCAGGCUCUUCCCGAAACCAUCCCCGAGCCGGUUCUCAAAUUGGAUGUGAAGCCAUCGGAGUCCUUGGAUGCUGCAGUCCAGGGAGAAGAGAAGCCAAUGUGCAAUGGCUGCUGUCGUGAAGCUGAUGGCAGCUAUCUCGUCCGUUGCAAUGACUGCGAGGACUAUGACCUGUGCCUUCGUUGUCUCCUCAGAGAUAAGCACGGUCACCACCCUGGUCAUACCUUCCACCUUGGCUCUGACCGUAACUUCUCCUUGAAAGAUCUGAUCACUUCUCGCUGUCUCCCUGGUCGUCAGUUCCGCCACGCCGCUGUCUGUGACGGCUGUGACAGGCGUAUUGUUGGCGUCCGUCACAAGUGCCUGGCUUGCCCCGACUGGGACUUCUGCCCUGAGUGCAUUGCUACAGCACCUGAGAACCACCCUGGUCACCGGUUCGUCAAGAUUUACGAUACUAUUGGUGAGGCUCCUCGUGAGCAUGAAAUCCACUAUGGUAUCUUCUGCGACGGUCCACUGUGCAAGAACAAGCCUGCUCAAAGCUACAUCUCUGGCGUUCGCUACAAGUGUGCUGUCUGUGAUGAUUGCGACUUCUGUGCCAGUUGCGAGGCUCUCCCAACUGACCACCACAACCGCACCCACCCGCUGGUUAAGUUCAAGACUCCUGUCCGCAGCGUGACUGUGAGCACCCUGGGCGAUGACGGCUCUAAGGGAGCACUUGCCCUGGGUGACCGCUGCCAGAGCCACACUUGGGACAGUGCGGCGGUUGAUGAGCAGGAACCCGUUGAAGUGGAUGCUAAGUCCGUGGAGAUGCCCAAGGCCUUCAAGCCUGAGGUUGAAGCUGCCUCCAGCUCUGGUGUACCGGGCUACAAUGCAGAGUUCCUCAAGGAUACCGUUGAGGACGGCACCAUUAUGAAGCCAGGCAAUGUUUUCUCCCAGACCUGGACUCUUGUCAACAACGGCCAUGCUGCAUGGCCCGUUGGCUGUGACGUGCGCUACGUCGGUGGAGACGCCAUGUUCGAUGUCGACACCAGCCACCCCUCAGACACCAUGUCUCUUUACUCGGCACAGCAGAGCAACAAGCUGUUCGCCCCUGUGGAGCCCGGCGAGUCGGCUGAUUUUACCGUGAACCUUCGCGCCCCUGAGCGUGAGGGCAACGUUACCUCUUACUGGCGGUUGAAGCUUCCCAACGGCAUGGCUGUGGGCCACAGCCUGUGGUGCGAGAUUGAGGUGCAGGAGCCUGUUCCUGCUAUGGCCGAGGAGUCCCCCGUGUCUGAGAUUGGCGGAAGUGGCAUGAUCUUCCCCAAGCUGGAGAAGGAGUCCCCCGAGUCAAGCACCAUUCAAGAAGCCCCUGCGCCCGUGGCACCCACUCUGUCCAAUUCCUCCGAAGUCGACGUUGAGGAUGUGGAAAGCCUGGCUCUUGACGAUGCCAGCACCGAUGCUGGCUUCCUAACCGACGAGGAAUAUGACGUCCUCGACGCCAGCGACCAGGAGUACUUGGAGGCCAAGCAAUCCGCAAACUAA